Molecule: messenger RNA, 860 nt
Organism: Panicum virgatum (switchgrass)
Lineage: Eukaryota; Viridiplantae; Streptophyta; Magnoliopsida; Poales; Poaceae
Product: late embryogenesis abundant protein 17-like
Exons: 1
Coding region: 56-580 (174 amino acids)
Source: RefSeq, a predicted model, not a curated record
AGCAAAGCAAAGAAACGCCGGCCUAGUCGACGGAUCAGUUCUAGCUAGCUACACCAUGGCGUCCAUGCAGAGGAGCCACGAGGAGCGCGCCCAUGCCGCGGCGCAGAAGGCGGCCGCCGAGCUCCGCGCGGCGCGGCGGGAGGAGGCGCCCGCCAGCCCCCGCGGCGGCGGCAUCCUGGGCAGCGUGCAGGAGAGCGCGCGCUCCGCCAUGGGCGCGGUCAAGGACACAUUCUCCGGCGGCGGCCGGGGCGGCACCACGACCACGCACGGUGACGUCGCCGGAGACGGCGUGUCGGCUACCGCGGGAGACUACGCCGAGGAAGGGAAGGCGAAGGCGAGGGACGUGGCGGACGCGGCCAUGGGCAAGGCCGCCGAGACCAAGGACGCCGCGGCGGACAGGGCGCGCUGCGCCAUGGCCGCGGCCGCGGACAGGACCAAGCUGGGCGGCGGGGAGUCGGAGGAGGACGACGUGAUGCUGCGGGUGAAGGAGGCAGACCAGAUGACGGGGCAGGCGUUCAACGACGUCGGCCCCAUGGGCGAGGAGGGCACCGGCGUCCCGCGGCGGCGGCGCUCCGGCUGAUGUGCUCGACCGGAACGGGGCGGGAAGGCCGCCGGACCUCGGGACCUGAUGAGCUAGCCGCCACCGUGCGGCGUGCUUAGCUUCUCGAUGUAUCCAAUCCAACCAGAACAAAUAAAGGGACGAGAUGAGGUCGCGUCUCGAUCUCCAUCUCUCCCUCUCCCAUGAGCUUCAACACCGCUGAAUCCAUCUGCGGCAUGAGCUAUGCCUUUGAUCUUGUAUAUUUCCGCCUGUCACGUGAAUGAAUACAUAAUGUGCAAAUAAAUUUCGGUGAGGUUUAAAU